GUGUUCAUUCGUUCUUCACAACCAUCCAAUAAGAUAUUCUAGGUUGUUGAUUCGUUCGUCCAUGGGACAUCGCCCCGUUUCAUUGUUUGCCCUGCUACUACUAAGUCAUCCAUCAUCUUACAUCACGAUGGCCCUUUCAUAUGUGUGAUUCUCAGGUAUAAAGCGGCAUUGCUCCUUCCGAAUUGAUUGAAGUAUGCCUCAGCAAUUUACGACUGCAAGCACAUGAAUUUAUGGUCUUUUUAGCAGGAUGCAAUCGUCUUCUGUUGAUAAGUCCACAAAAGUUGUCGCCGAAGUCGACCCUCCAGCGUACGACCAGGUUGACGAGCCGCCGCUAGUAAUACCACCACUGGACUUACUUCAGACCGCCGGGCCACCUGUCUGUUCGACAGUCACCCAAGAUCAGUGUAUCGCUCAUCUUAAGUUCUUGGCCGCAGUCGCCGAUUUGCGCGACAGUGUGACUAGCAUCGAGGGUUUAUUUGAUAUCAAAGACCCUGACCCAGAUGUCUUUGGGGAUGAUAUCAAUGAAGCUUGGGCGCGUGUCAAAGAAAAGCGAUGGGCCGUAUAUACAACCAGGGCGGUCGACCGCUACACGACUUGGUGGAAGGAGUGUGUCCGUUCUUACGGAAAACGUCUUAAGCAACCGGAACUUGAAGAUAAACGUUAUGAAUUGAUUACCGAACAGAGUCGCCCCUACCACUGGUCUCCAAAGACCAUACCCCCGUUAGAUAUUCUAAUGGUGUGGCAUGCACAUAUGCUGAACCCUAGAGCCUUUCUUGAAGAUUGCAUUCGUGAUGGAGCCAUGGGGCUUUGGGCAGGUGGUUUCCCUUGGGAAAUUAUUAACUCCUGUAUCGAUGAUCAAACCCUGGAAUACGACGCUGGCCAGCCGGCGGAAACUCACUUUCAGUAUAAGACAAGCCUUCCCUGGGACAACUUACAAGGGGCAUCGACAAAGUCCCUCGAGUGUCCGAGCUGUAGACAUGAGCUGUCCGUGCACUGGACUGAAGCGCAGAUAUCUGUCCCGCUCGAUGAAGCAUUCAACCACUGCCACGGUUUCGCGGAUAAGAAUUUCCGAAAAACAUGUCCAGUCUGCAACUUCGAGAUCACACACGAGAGACUGAAGAUUGAGAAAUUCAGGAAAGAUGUCAGAGCAUUCUGGGCUGCGAACACACCAAUGCCAGGUACCUUAUAUGACUUUAGGGGCGUGCCCAAAGGUGUUAUGGUCUCAAGUCGACGGAAAAGCCAGUCGAUUUUCCCUAAUCGCUUGAUAAACGCGAUAGGCCCCAUUAUCCUCAACCAGACUGACCCAACGGAGAAUAACUGCAGAACGAUGCAGGCGCUACGCGAUAGGCUACAGGCGGGAAUCAAGAGUCGGAGCAUGAUGAGAAAGGUCAACCCAGAUUCCGCCCAGCUCUCAUUAUUUCCUGAAGAGAAAGUGGCAUUCCGCCGAAUGAUGUCUCGGUAUUGGGACAACGUCACUCCCUUUGCUCUCGACCUGGUUGGUGCGGUAAUUCGACAAGGCACUUUUGUCCAGAAGAUGGACAACAUUGACUGGCUUCACUCACCGGCAGUGAAAGCAACCAUGGACCGUUUAAUCAAGAAGUAUGAGGUCUUCUUCCAAAUUAUGGCGCGUAACCCACGCCACAUGGCCGUCCCAACCCUGGAUGUCGAUCUCGCAUGGCAUACGCAUCAAUUGUCGCCUUCCAGAUACUUCGACUACUCCAUCUUUACAACACGACAGCACACCAGGGUCUCAAUCUUCAUUGACCAUGACGACAAAGUUGAAGAGACUAAAUUAUCGGAUGGAUUCGAGUGGACCAACAAAAUGUACAAGAAGAUGACUAAUGGUGAGAUCUACAGCGAGUGCACGUGCUGGUACUGCGAGGCCAUCCGCGCUCCAGAUCUCCGCGACGGCAUCUUUGUCUCCCAGUCUACCUCCAGAGCUCGGGAAGCAGUCGCCAAUCUCCACAAUCGGGCAGACAUAUCUUCCAAUCCGGACAAGAACCCACACAUCUCUGCCCACAGUGCUGUGCCGGCAGAGACUAAAAAGCCCCGUUCUAGCCUCGAUCCCAGACAGAUGAAGUACCUGAAACUUCACAGCAACUACCAGAAGGCACGCCGUCGCGCAGAGAAGCGGGACCGUAAGAAAGGGGACAAGGAACAGGAUCGUUCUUCGGACGCUAGUCUCUAUGUCAUCCCCAUGGCAUAUGGCUAUCCGGUGUACGUGCCAUAUUAUGCCCCGUAUAUGUGUGACCCUUGCGUGCACUCCAAUGCAUACGCGACGAACCCAAGCUGCAUGAGCCUCGUUCCAGGGGCCUAUGGCAACUGUGCGGCAGGAACCUGUGGAGGGGCUGUUGCAGCGGGCGGCUGCGGUGGGAUGGGAGGAUUAUGUGCUGGCGGGUGUGCUGGUGGGGGCGCAGCAGGUGGCUGCGGAUCUGGAGCUGGCGGAGGCUGCGGCGGGGGUGGCAGUAGUGGAGGCGGCGGUGGAGGAGGCUGUGGUGGUGGUGGAGGUGGAGGAGGUUGUGGUGGAGGUGGAGGUGGUUGUUGA
Messenger RNA from Aspergillus alliaceus, 2545 nucleotides. RefSeq lists its product as uncharacterized. The coding region runs from base 248 to 2545 and encodes 765 amino acids. The transcript has 2 exons. Lineage: Eukaryota; Fungi; Ascomycota; Eurotiomycetes; Eurotiales; Aspergillaceae. The record is from RefSeq and is a predicted model, not a curated record.